UUCUGAAUGUUUGUUGCUGUAGGCGUUUAGGUUUUAACUCAGAAACAACUAUUCCUUAAUUUUUAACCAUUUAAAGCAUAAACUGAGUGAACACUUUAAUCACCAGGUUAGCGUGGUUCGGUGUGUUUUGUUCAGGCGCUCGCUGGGGCGCUUUGUUUUGGGGUCCUUCCUCGCAGCUCCGCGCCAGUCGCGCUGCAGUCGCUCAUUGGGAGCGUUUUAAUGUUUCCAUUUUUUGCUGAUUUUCCGUUCAUAUUUUAAUUUUUCUUCUAAGUAGUGAUCGGGUUUGUGUUGGUAUCGCAGCAGAGAUGAAUCUGGAACUGCUCGAGUCGUUCGGGCAGAAUUAUCCAGAGGAGGCUGAUGGCACUCUGGACUGCAUCAGUAUGGCUCUGACCUGCACGUUUAACCGCUGGGGGACGCUGCUCGCUGUCGGCUGCAACGACGGACGCAUCGUCAUCUGGGACUUUCUCACGCGAGGAAUCGCCAAGAUCAUCAGCGCACACAUACACCCCGUCUGCUCACUCAGCUGGAGCAGAGACGGACACAAGCUGGUCAGUGCCUCCACCGAUAACAUCGUGUCUCAGUGGGACGUCCUGACGGGAGACUGCGACCAGCGCUUCCGCUUCCCCUCGCCCAUCCUCAAGCUGCAGUACCACCCCCGAGACAUGGACAAGGUGCUGGUGUGUCCCAUGAAGUCUGCGCCCGUCCUGCUCACGCUGUCCGACUCCAAACACGUGGUGCUGCCGGUGGACGACGACUCCGACCUCAACGUGGUGGCAGCCUUCGACCGGCGCGGAGAGUACAUCUACACCGGCAACGCCAAGGGGAAGAUUCUGGUGCUGAACACGAACACACAGGACCUCGUGGCGUCCUUCAGAGUGACCACAGGAACCAGCAACACCACCGCCAUCAAAUCCAUCGAGUUCGCACGCAAGGGCAGCUGUUUCCUCAUCAACACGGCGGACCGUAUUAUCCGUGUGUAUGACGGCCGCGAGAUCCUGACCUGCGGCAGAGACGGAGAACCCGAGCCCAUACAAAAACUACAGGACCUAGUCAACAGGACGCCGUGGAAGCGCUGCUGUUUCUCGGGGGACGGCGAGUAUAUCGUAGCAGGAUCGGCGCGACAGCAUGCGCUCUAUAUCUGGGAGAAGAGCAUCGGGAACCUGGUGAAGAUCCUGCACGGGACGCGAGGAGAGCUGCUGCUGGACGUCGCUUGGCAUCCGGUGCGUCCGAUCAUCGCCUCCAUCUCCAGCGGCGUCGUGUCCAUCUGGGCUCAGAACCAAGUGGAAAACUGGAGCGCGUUUGCUCCAGACUUUAAAGAGCUGGAUGAGAACGUGGAGUAUGAGGAGAGAGAAUCAGAGUUUGACAUCGAGGACGAGGACAAGAGCGAACCAGAGCAGACCGGUGCGGACGCUGCAGAGGACGAGGAGGUGGACGUCACGUCAGUCGAUCCCAUCCCAGCGUUCUGCAGCAGUGACGAGGAGCUGGAGGACUAUAAAGCGCUGCUGUAUCUGCCCAUCGCUCCGGAGGUGGAGGACCCAGAGGAGAACCCGUUUGGCCCUCCGCCUGACGCCGCGGGUCAGAAUGCCACGCCUGACGACGGCUCCGCCCACAGCGGCCCCGGCGACAAGAAACAGCGGCAACCGUCGUCCGACGGAGGGCCACCUAAGAAGAAGAUUCGCACCACCACCAUCGAGCUGCAGGGCGUCCCAAACGACGAGGUCCAUCCGCUGCUGGGUGUGAAGGGCGACAGUAAGUCCAAGAAGAAGGCGGCGGGGCGACCCAAGGGAUCGAAAGGUAAAGACAAAGACUCUCCGUUCAGACCCAAAGUCUGCCGGGACAGAGCAGAGGGGCUGGGGACGCCAGGAAAUCUGGUCUCGGCGGCGUACAAGCAGCACGAGGUUCAGGGUUUGGACUGAAGCUGAAGGCUACCGGCGCCCCCUGUCUGUGUGGAUGAACGACGUCGCUCUUUUUUUUUUUAUGGACUCUAUGGACUGUAUUUGUGUUGUAUCAUUACAGAAGGACAUUACAGCCACAGUUUGAAGGCCGUCUGAUCAGUUUCUUCGCAUAGAGAGAGUGAUAGGAAGAGGGAAUCAUGUAUUUUUUUAUUUAGAGUAGAUGGAUCUGUCUCUGUGUAUAAGCACUAGUUGGGUCGAGUACUCAGUCACAUGUCUUUUAUUUGUUUUGCGUUUGUUUCUUUUUUUCUGAGACUGGUUGUGUUUUUUUUAUACAUAUUAAACCAGUUUGUUUUUUGACAGUGGCUUCUGUGUGUAAAAUGUGUUUUGGUACAAUGUUUCCAGAGUUAUGAAGAACAUCUGUGGAAUAAAUCAACCCAGUCAGGAGUGUUUUUCUAUCCAGAGAUGCGGAUCGAACAGCCUCCAUUUUGUUUCCUGCACUCACAGUUUCCAUCCAGCAGGAGGCGCCAGCGGAGCGUGAAUGAAAGAGCGAGAGAAAGACAUUUUUCUGUUAUUCGGUUCCAUUUUGUGCUUUUCUACUGUUGGAUUCCAUUUUGUGUUUCUGUGUUUUAUUCACAAACAUCUUAAGAGUGAAAAUCAGAAGAAAGUAAGUGAACAUCUGAGAAACACUCAACUUUCUGAGUGAAGUCACCACCUUAGUGCUCACUGUUCAGAUGCUCUCUCUGGUUCGAGGCUCAAAACAUCAGCUGUUACUCACAUGGUAUUUGUUAUUGUCUCGAAGUAGUUUGAAAGAAUGAUAAUAAUGCUUUAGUAAGUCAUAAUUAUGAUAUUUUAAAAAGUCAAUUUUUUUUUUUAACCUAGGCCUAAUUAUGAGAUAAAAGUACGUAAAAACUAAGACUUCAAAUCAUUUUGACUUUUCAUGCCACGAUUUCAAAUUACCCUGCUAAGAAAAAACAACAGAACAUCACAAAAAAUUCUAAUGCACUAUAAAUAGGCUAACAUUAAAAACCAUCAACUUUUAACCAUUAAAGUGCAGUGUGUUUGGGGACAUAUUCCAUUAGGAUUUAGUGUUUUUAACGAGCCAUCAAUAGAAGGUGACCAAUUACCAGC
This is a messenger RNA of Onychostoma macrolepis, 3023 nucleotides long. RefSeq names its product retinoblastoma binding protein 5 (gene rbbp5). Gene Ontology annotation, molecular function: protein binding. The record is from RefSeq and is a predicted model, not a curated record. Gene Ontology annotation, cellular component: Set1C/COMPASS complex. The transcript is spliced from 14 exons. NCBI's taxonomy places the organism in Eukaryota, Metazoa, Chordata, Actinopteri, Cypriniformes, Cyprinidae. The coding region runs from base 306 to 1916 and encodes 536 amino acids.